Molecule: messenger RNA, 3585 nt
Organism: Rhea pennata
Lineage: Eukaryota; Metazoa; Chordata; Aves; Rheiformes; Rheidae
Gene: DTL
Product: denticleless E3 ubiquitin protein ligase homolog
Exons: 15
Coding region: 1-2187 (728 amino acids)
Biological process (GO): proteasome-mediated ubiquitin-dependent protein catabolic process; mitotic G2 DNA damage checkpoint signaling
Cellular component (GO): nucleus
Molecular function (GO): protein-macromolecule adaptor activity; protein binding
Source: RefSeq, a predicted model, not a curated record
AUGUUGUGCCGCUCGCUGCUCCGCCGCGCCUGGGCCGCGCCGACCCGUCAGGCCGCGGCGUACCCCCUGCAGCACCUCCUGGACAGCUACCAGUGCAGGCGGGAGGAUGACCACCUGUCUCACGGGGAGGUGGGCAUGCCGGUUCCUCCCUUCGGCUGCGCCUUUUCUGCAGCCCCAGAUUUGGAUCAUGUCCUGGCAGUUGCAAAUGAAGAAGGAUUCGUAAGGCUGUAUGACACUGAAGCUCAAUCUAGCAGCAAACUGAUCUUUAAGGAAUGGCAGGCUCACUCAAAUGCUGUCUUUGACCUUGCCUGGAUACCAAGGGAACACAAGAUUGUCACUGCUUCAGGAGACCAGACAGCCAAGGUGUGGGAUGUGAGAGCUGGAGAGCUUCUUGGCAUAUGCAAAGGUCACCAAUGUAGCCUCAAGUCAGUUGCUUUUUCUAGGUUUGAGAAAGCUGUCUUCUGUACUGGAGGCAGAGAUGGAAACAUCAUGGUUUGGGAUAUCAGAUGCAACAAGAAAGAUGGAUUUUACAGGCAAGUGAAUCAAAUCAGUGGAGCACACAAUGUGGUUGACAAGCAGACUCCUUCAAAAACAAAGAAGAAGAAGCAGAACCUGAAAGGACUUGCUCCUUUAGUGGAUUUCCAGCAGAGUGUAACUGUGGUGCUGCUUCAGGAUGAGCAUACUCUUAUUUCUGCAGGAGCUGUUGAUGGUGUGAUCAAAGUAUGGGACUUGCGCAGGAACUAUGCCACAUAUCGUCAGGAUCCAGUGCCAUUCAAGUCUUUUUGCUACCCUGGGACCAGUACUCGCAAACUUGGAUAUUCUAGUCUGGUUUUGGAUUCCACUGGUGCUAAUCUGUUUGCUAACUGCACAGAUGAUAGUAUCUACAUGUUCAAUAUGACAAGCUUAAGGACCACUCCAGUGGCCGUUUUCAGUGGACACCAGAAUUCUACCUUUUACAUCAAAUCCAGUGUUAGCCCAGAUGACCAGUUCCUGGUUAGUGGUUCGAGUGAUUGCAGUGCGUACAUCUGGAAGGUUUCUGAGCCCAGCCUUCUUCCACGGGUACUACUUGGUCACUCUCAAGAAGUUACCUCUGUUGCUUGGUGUCCUUCAGACUUCACUAAGAUUGCCACCUGCUCUGAUGACAACAGUGUGAGGAUUUGGCGCUUACAACGUUGUCCUGAGGAGGAGAAAUCGACAUUCAGCAAAAUCAACUUGGUAGGCUGGGUUACUCAGAAGAAACCAGAAGAACAAGGUGGAGUAGGUCUACCAACCAGCCCACAGACUACUCCUGCCAAGGUCUUUACAGUGGGCAACCCAUGUAUUUCCUCACCUCGUGCAGCUGCCUGUGCUCCCAGUUAUUCUGGAGAUCUUCCUCUUUCUACAAACACUCCAACAGACUCUCUCAAAACCCAAAUGGCCAUGAUCUGUACACCGGCAAAGCAGAGCAGAGCCAGCCCAUGCGCUUCUCCCAAACUGAUGCCUUCCACCAAAAUGUCCAUUAAACAUUGGGUUACUAGGACUCCAGGCUCUUCUCCUCUAGACAUGGGAAAAAAGGCUCCUUCUCCUAGGAAGGCCCUGGCAGAAGUCACACAAGGUCUCUUGGAGACGGCUUGCACUCCUAAAGCAGCGUACUCACAGUUUGAAAAGCGUGCCAAAAGAAGGCUUGAUUGCAGCAAGGAAGAUGACGUGGGGCAGAAGUGUCUGCAGACCUGUAGCUGUGUGACUGAACUGGACCAUGUAGCUAAGAAAUCCAAGCUAAAUUUAUGUCAUUUGGCUGCAGGCCAAAAAGCUGAUGAAAGUUCUCUGAGUCUGGCCGAGUUGGAUAAUGAUCGUGAAGGCUCUAGCCACAGCCCAAAAGAGCCUUCUUUUCCUGGAAGCCCUAUUAAUCCAUCAGGAUUUAAAACUCCCCCUCUUUUCCGAUCUCCUUGCGGGAAAGGAGCUGACGUAGUAGAUAAAGAAAAUAGUUCACCUGAAAGAAAAAACUGGCUGUCUGUUCUGGGAGAGAAGCUAAGGACUGGCAAAGCUGGCAUCCCGAAUGCAUCAAACAGCCCCCCAUCAUCUUGUAAUCCCAGUGCAAAACGACAAGAGGCAGCAGCAGUGGCCACUUCACCAAAAGCUGCUGUAACCACUUCAGUUUCCAUGAGGAAGAUCUGCACAUACUUCCACAGAAAGCCACAGAAUGACUAGAGCGUGCGGCAGUUGUACCUGGUGGAUGUUGACACUGUGUGGUAUCAAGACCAGAUUUAGCAACACUGACAGAGCAAUGCACUGGGAUUACACAGCUUCUUGUCAGACCUUAAUAAACACGGAUUUUAUUCUCCUGUUUUUAAACCUGUUAACACUUGAAAUCAGCUGAGCAUGGAACACUUACACAAUGCUUAUGGAGAUUCAUGGUCUCUUAGUGAGUUCAGAUGAUGGAAUAUUCAAUACAUUUUUUUAUUUUAUAAAGAAAGCUGAAUAUUUUUCACAUGAUGACUGAUAAAUUCCAAAGGCAGGAGCAUAUUCGCUGUAUGUUGCUGACAGGCAUGUACAGCUUGUCAAUUCAUGUUACUAAUCUGCUAUUGAAAUUUUCUGUAUUUACGAAUCCUGCAAAAAGUCUUUACACCCUCUUGAAUAGCAAGUGUUAAGAGUUUUUGUGGAGAAGCUCUUACUGGGGGUAGACCUGAGCCACUUUGUGCUGAGUGGUAUUUCUACAACUGUUCCUCUAGUACAGCAGUGACUCUGAUUUUGGCAGGAAAGUUAUAAAUGUGGCUUCCUGUAAAUACAAAAGACUUCUAAAUGCCCAGUGUAUCUGUCUCCAUCUGAUGGCACAGCUGGUGAUUAUAGGAGACAAAGUAUAGUCAGGUAUGUGAUGCCUGUACUCCUCUUGCCAUCUCCUUCCCUUUCAGUCUGAAAACGUCUGAAUUUACAGACUUAGCUGUUAAGGCUUACAACCUGUCACCUCUUUGAAAUAAAGUAGUGGCAAGGUGUGUUACAAAGGGUUAGUUUAGUCUAUCCUAAAUAGACUUAACAGAUAGUUGAGCAGUGCCCUCUCACAGAUGCAGCCUGUAGCAAAGGUGCUAAUAACUGUUUAUAAAAUAAUUCCAUAAUACUUUUCUAAGCAGCAUUUAUAAAAUAGUAUUUUGUAAGUUUGGGGGGCACUUGACAUUUUAGAAAGCACUUGCUAGUUUACAUAUUAAUAAUAAAUACUUUGCCAUCUGUAAGUCAUCAUUGAUGCUGAUAGAAAAAGAUCACUAACUUAAAUGAGGUCACAGUCCUGCUGGCUAAUGAUACUAACUCCUAAGUCAUAGGUUUCCAUAGGAGUAGCUAAUAGGAGAUCCACAUCUUAGACUGGAGCAUUUAGUCUUGCUUCUGGUGUACCAGUUCCUAUGAACGUCUUAAAAAAUAAUCUCUGAAUCCCUGUAAAGUCUUCAUACUGCAAAAGUAUUGAGAACUGAAAGGGAUAUAAUCCAACUAAUUCAUGUUUUCUAUCUGCAAAUUUCACAUGUACUCUUCAGUGCCAUUGAGUAGUAUGGUAGCUGAAAGGGAUCAGGAAAACAUUUUGCUUUAUAUUUUAUUUUGUGGACUGUAUUCUGCAAGAAAAUA